Molecule: messenger RNA, 2373 nt
Organism: Dovyalis caffra
Lineage: Eukaryota; Viridiplantae; Streptophyta; Magnoliopsida; Malpighiales; Salicaceae
Source: the annotation of a GenBank genome assembly
AUGAUCUUAGCCGGAAUAGAGGACGAAGACAAAUGGCUAGCAGAAGCAAUCGCCGGCAUUCAACACAACGCCUUUUACAUGCAUCGCGCUUUGGACGCAAACAAUCUCCGAGACGCUCUCAAAUGCUCUGCUCUAAUGCUAUCAGAGCUUCGAACUUCUAAACUCUCUCCGCACAAGUACUACGAUCUUUAUAUGAGAGCGUUUGAUGAAUUGAGGAAACUAGAGAUGUUUUUCAAAGAUGAGAGUAGACAUGGCGUUUCAAUUGUUGAUUUAUACGAACUUGUGCAGCAUGCUGGCAAUAUAUUGCCUAGACUGUAUCUACUGUGUACGGUAGGAUCUGUGUAUAUCAAAUCGAAGGAGGUUCCAGCUAAGGAUGUGCUUAAGGAUCUUGUCGAGAUGUGUCGUGGUGUUCAAAAUCCGAUUCGUGGAUUGUUUUUGAGAAGUUAUCUUGCUCAAGUUAGUAGAGAUAAAUUACCGGACCUUGGGUCUGAGUAUGAAGGAGGUGAGGACACAGUAAUGGAUGCUGUAGAAUUUGUGCUGCAAAACUUCACCGAGAUGAAUAAACUUUGGGUUCGGAUGCAGCAUCAGGGGCCUGUUCGGGUUAGGGAGAAGCUGGAAAAGGAAAGAAGCGAGCUUCGUGAUCUUGUAGGGAAGAAUCUCCAUGUUCUUAGUCAAAUAGAGGGUGUUGACCUUGAAAUUUACAGAGAAACCGUUCUUCCCAGAGUUCUAGAGCAGGUUGUCAACUGUGAUGAUGAGCUUGCGCAGUAUUAUUUAAUGGACUGCAUGAUUCAAGUCUUUCCUGAUGAGUACCACUUGCAAACCCUUGAGACAUUGUUGGGGGCCUGUCCCCAGCUACAGCAAACAGUUGACCUUAAGACAGUGCUAUCACGGUUAAUGGAAAGAUUGUCCAAUUAUGCUGCUUCAAGUCCGGAUGUUUUACCCGAGUUCCUGCAAGUAGAAGCUUUUGCUAAAUUGAGCAGUGCUAUUGGAAAGGUGAUUGAAGCGCAGGUUGACAUGCCUAUUGUUGCGGCUGUUACUUUGUAUGUGUCUCUGCUCACAUUUACACUCCACGUUCAUCCUGAACGGCUUGAUUAUGUGGAUCAAGUACUGGGGGCAUGUGUUAAGAAGCUCUCUGGUAAGCCAAAGCUUGAAGAUAGCAGAGCAACAAAACAAAUUGUUGCACUUCUGAGUGCUCCAUUAGAAAAGUACAAUGACAUUGUCACUGCCUUAACACUGUCUAAUUACCCUCGUGUCAUGGACUGUCUUAAUGAUGUAACAAACAAAGUCAUGGCAAUGGUUGUUAUUCAGAGUAUUAUGAAAAAUAACACUUGUAUUUCUACUGCUGACAAGGUCGAGGUGUUGUUUGAACUAUUAAAAGGGCUAAUAAAGGAUUUGGAUGGGACUGCUGUGGAUGAGCUUGAUGAAGAGGAUUUCAAUGAAGAACAAAAUUCUGUCGCUCGCCUAAUACAUAUGCUUUAUAAUGAUGAUUCUGAGGAAAUGUUGAAGAUUAUCUGCACUGUGAAGAAGCAUAUAAUGGCUGGAGGACCAAAACGAUUACCUUUUACAGUUCCUCCUCUCGUAUUUGCUGCACUCAGGUUGGUGAGAAAGUUGCAAGUUCAGGAUGGAAAUGUAGGAGGGGAAGAAGAUCCUGCAACACCUAAGAAAAUUUUUCAGCUCCUGAAUGAGACAAUUGAGGCUCUUUCGUCGGUUCCCUCACCUGAGCUGGCAUUAAGGUUAUACUUGCUAUGUGCUGAGGCUGCCAAUGACUGUGAUCUUGAGCCAGUUGCUUUUGAAUUUUUUACACAGGCAUUCAUAUUAUAUGAAGAAGAAGUUGCAGACUCCAAGGCUCAGGUGACUGCAAUACAUCUAAUAAUUGGGGCUCUCCAGAGGAUGAAUGUAUUUGGUGUUGAGAACAGGGACACUCUAACACACAAGGCCACAGGAUAUUCUGCAAAGCUUUUGAAGAAACCUGAUCAAUGCAGAGCAGUCUACGCAUGCUCACAUCUAUUUUGGGUUGAUGAUCAGGAUGGCGUCAAGGAUGGGGAAAGGGUCCUGCUUUGCCUCAAGCGUGCCUUGAGAAUUGCCAAUGCAGCUCAGCAGAUGGCCAAUGCAACAAGGGGUACCAGUGGGCCAGUCACGCUGUUUGUUGAAAUAUUGAACAAGUACCUGUACUUUUUUGAGAAAGGAAACCCGCAGAUAACUAGCACUGCAAUCCAGGGGCUGGUAGAAUUAAUAACUAGUGAAAUGCAAAGUGACUCCACCACACCAGAUCCAGCCUCAGAUGCCUUCUUUGCCAGCACAAUUCGGUACAUUCAGUUCCAGAAACAAAAGGGAGGUCUUAUGGGCGAGAAAUUUGGGCAUAUCAAGGUGUAA